AUGCUGUUCAUCAAAUCUCACUGGCACCUCGCAGUUGAGCAGCAGUUCACGUUCCGCGCGGUGUUCGUCGGGUGCGUGUUGAGGCUGGGCGUGGUCAUCUCGGAGAGCAAUGUGUAUCUGGGCCUCAAGACGGGCUGGACGUUCAGCGCGUCCAUGUUCGGCCUCUCUUCGCAAGAUGGUGGUGUCGCCGCAUCGCAAGGCGAACAAGGGUGCGAGCGACAGGCAAGUGACAGGCAGACACGAUAUGCGGGCGGUGGGCACAGUGCGCAGGGCAUGAGCGGGCGCGGCUAUCAGAGUCCAGUCAUGACCAAGUCAACGAAGGCUUCUGCAGCCACAGGCAGCUUGAAGAAAAGCACCAAGCCUGCGAAGGGUAAGUUGAACGAAGGAGCCACUAAGAAGAAGGCGCAGGAGAAGGAGAAGGAGAAGGAGAAGGAGAAGGAGAAGGAGAAGGAGAAGGAGAAGGAGAAGGAGAAGGAGAAGGAGAAACUAACAGCGAACAUACGCAAGAGAGCUUCUAAGUUGAUGGCGGAAGAGGAGUGCUCGGCGGACAAAGAACCAAAACCCAAGAAGAAGAAGAAGCAGCAAGUCGUUCAAGAUGACAAGCAGGACAUGGGCGUGCAUGAUAAGACAGCUGAAGACAACCCAGAGGACGUUGAGAUGGAGGAUGUUGCUGCUGAGCAGUCCAAACCGAAGCCAGCGUACGGCAAAUUUGCCAAGACCGGGACCGCAUUGGAGCCCGCCGAGCAGGACCUCGCACAAAUGUUGAGUGGAGGAAGACGUCAAAUUAAGCAGAAUGUUGUGAGUGGUAGCAAGGGAGGGGAGCUGAAGAAGAAGAUGACACAGCUCAAGUCUACCACUGGCGCGUCUGCCAGCGCCAGCGGCAACUCUAGACAGGGAGCUGGCAAACUGAAAGCUACGCCGGCAAGUGCCAAAGACAAGGGCAAGGCUAGAGCAAGUCGCAAGGAUGACACGCCAGUCGAGGAAGAGGUCGAGGAAGAGGCCGAGGAAGCGGUCGAGGAAGAGGUCGAGGAAGAGGCCAUCAAAGAGGCCAAGGGAGAGGACAGUGACUCCGAGGAUGAGGAAGACGAUGGGGCUGAGGGUGGGGGUGCACACAGUGGGUCUGAAGAUGCGGAGGAUGAAGAUGCGGAGGAUGAAGAUGUGGAUGCGGAAGUCGAGAACUCAGAUGAGGGUGAUGUAAUAGUCUUGUCUGAUACCAAGACCCGACGCAAGUGUGCUCCCGCCAAAGUGACUGGUGGUGAACGCGAGAGCAGCAGUCGUGUCAAGAACAGUCUGCGGCUGUACGUCGCCCUCAAAUCCGCCUGGACGAAAGAGAAUUCUGUCACGUCCAAGUGGCUCCAUCGCCGCGACAAAGUGAUCGAAGCGUGCCUCCACGAGGCAUAUUUGGGACGCGGCAAGAAUCGCAAAACAAACGCUACCUUGAAGAAGGUGUUUCAGUCGCUGCAGGUCCGAGAGAUAACAGCUACAGAAGAGAAGGAGGUUCAGGAGCAGAGGGAGGCUAACGAAGAGAGGGAAGAGAUGCAGGGGAAGGUAUACACGGUGGUCUGGACGUGCUCCUCGCAAACGAGGAACGAGCUCAAAAAGAAGGCCAAGCAAGUGAUCAAGCAGGUCUUCAAGCUCGGCAGCCUCACCGUAGCCCAACGAUCGGAGGCCGCUGUCUGGCUUCUGGAGAUGCAUCCCACAGUGGUAAGCGACAGCACUCGCACUCGUAACAUUGUAAACUUUGUUUUCGGAGGCAUCAAAUUACACUUCAACCGCAAGAAGAAGAAUCUCAAUCGAGAGCACACCAAGGUCGAGCAGAUGGAGCUGUUCCGCAACGAAUGCAUCCCCGAACUCAUCUACCAGUACUAUGGCUUGGCCGGACGCGCAGACGCUAGUAUCAAUGCAGCGCUGGAGGAUUUCAGCCAGGUCCCGCUAAAUCUCAUCGCUGUCUGUUGCAAUGCAAUCGAAGCAGUGUUGAUGGAGGUGAUGUCGCAUCAGCCCAUUGCAUUCUCCAACAAGCACUUCGCCGCAAAGUGGGAUGGCAUUAUGGCCAUCCUAGAGACUCUGGAAGCCAAAGCUUCGGAGUACCUUGAGGAGACACAAGAGGUAAUUUGGGAGCACGUCAGCACUCGGCUCAACGCUGGCCCCAAUGUGUUUGAGGCGUCUGUGGACGACAAUGAGCAGUCGGGUGGGUUCAUCCCCCUGCUCCAGUUGCGCGUGUCCAAGCCUCGAAGCAGCAAGUCGAGCACAGCGAAGAAGGCGAGCAAAUCAAUGCCGCGAAAGACCGCAGGCAAGCCAUCCAGCUCUUCAAAGGCAAUACGUACCCCUCCUAGCCCAUCCAAGAGUGCAAAACAGCCGCCCAGCACGUCGAGGAAGCCAACGUCAACGACCAACAAUGCCAGUGACGACGGAGUAGCGGGUGCCACUGAUGGCGAAGGCGAUGGCGAUGGCGACGGCAAUGGCAAUGAAGCUGAGAUAGACGAGCUGCAGGAGCCUGGGGAAGAACCUGCUGUCGCUGCCAGUCCCUCGAACAAUGGAGAUGCCUGA
Messenger RNA from Fomitopsis serialis, 2547 nucleotides. RefSeq lists its product as uncharacterized. The record is from RefSeq and is a predicted model, not a curated record. The transcript is spliced from 20 exons. NCBI's taxonomy places the organism in Eukaryota, Fungi, Basidiomycota, Agaricomycetes, Polyporales, Fomitopsidaceae. Bases 1 to 2547 code for a protein of 848 amino acids.